GUGAAGUCAGACUAACAGUCUGUAGCUGUCUGAUAAAUGGCGUUGUUCAUCCCUGAUAUGGCUGGCCAUCUGUUUUUGGUCAUCCUCCUUUUCGUCACCUUCCAAUACAUCGAAGCCCAAGGUCAUUACCAAGGUCAUUAUCCAAAACCAGACAUUACAAUCAAUUUUGAUGAGGACCUCACCAUCGUCUGUUUGAUUCCUGGAUCCAUCAGUCCUGACAUCACCUGUAACCUGUAUGUUGGAGAGGAGAGUCAGCCAUCCUUCACAGCAAAGAUCAAGAGGAGAAAAGCCCCCUCAGCAUCCGGACAGCAGUUCUGUCAAUUCACUCCAAAACAUAGUGAUCUGAUCAGUGGUCUACAGUCAGUGAGGAGUAAGGAGGUGAGCUGUGACUACAGAGUGAGCUCAGGACCAAACUCUCUCUCACCACGCAGUGAUGGGUACAGCUUGGCACAUCUGGUGGGAGUUCACAUUAGGGAUCCAACAACUAAACCCUUUCCAACAGGUUUGACCUCUCCCAGUACAGCACUGAAUCCAUCACCAGGUUUGACUGUUAGUUCUACUUUGACCACAAGUAAAGGUCAAAGCUCCACAGACAUUGUUUUGAAUUCAAACAGUCCAGAAAGUGUUCCAGAUUUGACUGUUACUUCUACUUUGACCCCUGGCAUCACAGUGAGACCAACUACAAGUUUGCCCUCUCCUUUGACCCCCAGCACAUCAGGAGGUCAAAGCUCCACAGAAAGCAUUCUGGCAGGUUUGACUGUUACUUAUACUUUGACCCCUGGCAUCACAGUGAGACCAACUACGGUGCAAUUAUGGCAGGCAGCAGUGGGUGUGGCUUCUGGAGUGGCUGUGUUCCUGAUGGGAUUGACAGCUGUCUAUCUCUGCAGGAGGACCAAGAAACAUUGUCAGAGACCUACAGCCAGACAGGAUGAUCACAGCCAAUGUGAUUUGGUGAUGGGAGCUAUGAGCAGUGCAGGCAUGUUGGAUUCAAGGGAUGCUGGGUUCUAUUCUCUCAUCACCUCUGUACCGUCCACGUGUUUGCCCUCAGGCCCUGUUGAAGAGAAUGGACAGUCAUCUGAAAAAGACCAUUCUGAUGCGUCCCACGUAUACAGCUCAAUCCUCGACAGACCAGCAACCUCAGUCCAGCCAGAUGGGUUGUACAGUCUUCUGCAGACACACUGAAACUACACUACUGGCUCUCUGUAUGUCUCACAGAAAUACUCUUUCUUUCAGGAUGUCCUUUAUUUAUCAUACAUUAUGCUACCCUAAAUAAGUAUCUAAUACAUCUACUGCAGUACCAUUUCUAGGCAUAAGCGACAUAAGCGGCUGCUAUCCCUUGGCAAAAUGUGUAGAAUUACAGGAAAUUAGCUUUAAAACUGAAUUUCUUUCUUCAACCCCAUGGCACAAUGAGUAGAAUUGUAGGACAUUAGCUUUAAAGCUGCACAUGUUUCUCUCCCCCGCCAUGAGGGGGGCCACUAAAAUGUUUUCCCGCGAGGUGGGCAAAUCUAGCUUAGGGUCCCCAAAAUGCUAGAAUGGGCCCUGAUCUGCUGUAGCACACAUGGACACCUGGUUUCUGUUACAUGCCUAUCCAUAAUAGUGGCUACUGUGUUAGUUUUUUUAUUUGGGGGUGUUGGGUGGGUUCGGGUUUUACUCCCCUUUAAAAAAUAUAGUAUUCCCCGCCAGUAAAUGCUAAAUGUAUACUGUAUUUAAGUAUAUUCUGUUAUCUGUGUGAUACCUCCUUCCAUAACGGUUGGAAACAAUUUAUGAAGUAAAAUCUAAAUCUAAAUAUAAUAUUUCGGUUUUAAAAGUGUUUACAUUGUUGGCAACAUCAGAUCAUCAGAACUUAAAAAUGUAGAUUUUCUAAAUGCUUUUCAGAUCCUACAUCUGUACAUUCUGUUUCGAUACACACUUGAACCCAGUGGUCAGGAUGGUGGAUCAGGCAAUGGGGGAGGGCUGUUGAAAAAAGGGGUGGCUCCCCCUUACCUCCUAUAUAACUCCCUCUUCUAUAAGACCCUUGAGGUACAGCAAAUAAAAAAUCCUAUGUUUUUUUUGCUCUGUUUGAAAUGUUCUCUACAAACAAAAAAAGUAAGCAGAAUAAAUUGACUUCAACCAUU
Molecule: messenger RNA, 2114 nt
Organism: Salvelinus namaycush (lake trout)
Lineage: Eukaryota; Metazoa; Chordata; Actinopteri; Salmoniformes; Salmonidae
Exons: 17
Coding region: 37-1182 (381 amino acids)
Source: RefSeq, a predicted model, not a curated record